AUAUUUUGAUACUUUGACAACCCUAUUACAAUGCCAAAAGACGCCAUCGAGUUGAAGUAAAUAAACACAUAAAAGCGCCACUAGAUGGGAGAUCCGUCGUCUUAUCCGGAUUUGGCAACUAUUUGCCGCCUGUGUCUGAAGCAGCACCAGGAGGCCUACGGGAUCUUUGCCGAGGACGACUCGCAGCUGUCGAUUCCUGUCCGUCUUAUGGCGUGCAUAGCCCUGGACGCCAAGCCGGGGGACAGCCUGCCCAAGAAGAUAUGCGUCGAGUGCCGAUACCAGCUGGAAAAGUUCUUCCUUUUCCGACAGCGCUGCCAGGCAGCAGAAAAGAAGCUCCGCAAGCACAUACGCCUGUUGGGACUUGGGAAAAGGAGUCGUGUUUUCUGCAAGGAUCCGGAUGACGACGACUACGACGAAGAUGAGCUGGAGUUCGAGGACUCAAUUGCUUUUAUCAGUAAGCAAGACAAGGGGCGGGAAGAAGCUGAGGAGAAGCGACGAGAUGAGGCUAAGGAGCAGCAGGAGAAGGAGCUGGCCAAGCGGUUGUUGGAGUCGCAAGAGGAGCUGCGCCUAAAACUGUCCGUCGAAUUGCGAAAGGAUCUGGCCCAGGAGGUGCGCAGCGAUGUGCGCGAAGAGUUGCGCGCGGAGGUCACCGAGGAGGCUCGCAAGGAGCAGAUAGUCAGACUUGUGGGAGAGUUGGAGGUCUUUCUCACCGAGAAAAAAGCGGGAAUAUGGGAGGUUAUUGACAGCACUGAAGAAUCAGAGGCCAAGUCCAUGCCCAAGACUUCUUCAACUGCACAGACAUCCUCCAAACCAGCCAGUAAGGCUCUUGCCAAGCUACGUCUGAUCACGACCUCAAAGUCCUCCCUGCAGUGCAUAAAAGUGAAAAGUGACGAAGAAGAGAUCCUCCUUGGCGGUAGUGCGGAGUCUUUGCCAGCUGACGAGAUUGAGCUGGGCACUAUCGACAUGGACGAGGCAGCUGCACAAACCGGAGAGGAUUUCCGGGACAUCAAAAUGGUGGGGGCUGGCGAUGUGGAAGGAACCGAAGACGACCGGUUUUACAUAAUCAAUUCGACUAAUAACGAGGAUACCAAACCGAAUUCCACUCCGGAUUUUGAGGACGACAACGAUUGUACCUCCUACAACAUUAGAGAAAAUGGGGAAAUUCAGUUCAGCGGAGAGAAACCUUCAGCGUUGGAGGAUGUUGUGGUCUUUAACUUGGACAGCGAGAUGUCUGAGGAGCAGCAGGUCUAUAAAUUUGAAGAUAACGUUAUAAUACUGGCCAAGGACAAAUCCAGCGAUGAACCGCAACCCGCAAAAAGGAAGCGAACGAAUGACCUUGUCUUUAAACAAACACCACGUGAAGGACAGCCUCGAGCAGGAAGAGUGUCGGACACGGUAAAGACGUUCCAGUGCCAAUUGUGUCCGGUGGCUUUUGCCACAGAGAGAAUGUUUACCCGUCAUAUGAACACGCACGUCAAGGGCUUGAAAAGCGGCAAGGGUGGAACUCUGAAAUGUCCCAUCUGCGAGUUGCAACUAUCGUGUUCCAGCUCCCUUAAGCGUCACAUGAUCAUCCACACAGGAGUGAAGCCGUUCAAGUGCGAAGAGUGCGACCAAUCCUUCUCUCAGCGCGAGGUUCUUAAGCGUCACAUGGACACGCACACGGGGGCCAAGCGGCACAAGUGUCCCCACUGCUCGAGCUGCUUCGCUCAAAAAUCCAACCUGCAUCAGCACAUCAGACGAGUGCACUUGGGCAGCGACCGUUCCCACAAGUGUCAUCUCUGCCCGCGGAGUUUCCAUCAUAUGUCUGGUCUAAGUCGACACUUGGUAACCCACUCUGGGAUUUUCUUUGCCUGUAAAGAAUGUGGCAGACAGUUCAACGAUCGCAGUGCCGUGCAGCGCCACGUACAAACUGUGCACAAGAUUUCUAACAAGUCGGAGGACAACACCACCGACGCUGAAAUGAGCGAUCCGGAAUUUCAGGCGUUGUAAGGAAAUUCGAAGGGUUGCUUGAAUAUCAUACAACUUUAUUCGCGAACUGGAGGGCUCACAAACGGUUGGCACCAAAUAUCAAUAUGUUGCGUUAAAACAUUUAGAAAACAUGCAGCGUUAAACAGUUUAGCAAACAAUUACACAAAUUGGAACAGUUCUUUAACAGGAUUAUACCAUAUAAUAGCUAGCUAGACAUACGUUUUACAAUAUCGUUAAUAAAUACCACAUAAGAUGAUGUACAAUAUAGGCGAAUACUCGUAUUGUUAAUAAACUCAUUUCCCCUACGACUGGGAAUACGAAUGCAA
Drosophila ananassae is the source of this 2294-nucleotide messenger RNA. RefSeq names its product zinc finger and BTB domain-containing protein 17. Gene Ontology annotation, cellular component: nucleus. Lineage: Eukaryota; Metazoa; Arthropoda; Insecta; Diptera; Drosophilidae. The record is from RefSeq and is a predicted model, not a curated record. The transcript is spliced from 3 exons. Gene Ontology annotation, molecular function: zinc ion binding. Bases 85 to 1989 code for a protein of 634 amino acids.